AUGCUAUCGCCUUGGAGCGUGCUAUUCGGGGUAGUCUUCCAGCAUGCGCUGGCCUCAACAGUGCACUGCAACGCCAGUGAUGCCAGUCUUGCUGUGGCUGAGAGCAUGGAGUGCACGGACUCCUGGCGACGCAGUGCUGAUGGAGACAACGUCCUUGCCGUGGAGCUUUUACAAACCCACAUCAGUUUCUCCAGCAAGGUCUCCGAGGUCUCCGUCCAACUGCCGUCACCACAGAUUCUUCGCCUAGCAGGCGGCAGUGUGUCUUUGGUAUGUUUCCUUUUGCUUCUAAAUCUUGGCCAAGUAGACACGCUGGUGAGUGCGGCUAUUUUCUUAGAUCUGUUCAUGACAACGAUCCUUACCCCAGUGGCGCCGACGCUUACGCCAAGCUACCAACUUAUUGCACUGCUCACGAGCUCCAAGAACGUCGUCACUUGCCUGAUCGCACCCUUCGCUGGCCGUUUCAUCGAUGGAAAUGAAGCGAAAUCCAUGCAGCUUGGGAUGCUGUGCGCGAUGCUAUGCACUCUAGGCUUAGCAGUCGUGAAGAACUACUGGUUCUGGCUAGCAAUACGCUGUAUCAGUGGAUGCUCCACAGCAGCUAUCGUCUGGGGCGGCUUUGCCCUUUGCAACCAACUGCAUGCAGAUGAGGCUCAAGCUCGCACCCAGGCGAUGUCCAUGGCAACGGCCGGCCUCUACGCGGGGGUUGUCCUUGGCCCACAGGCUGGCGGUUGCUUCGUGGAUGACACACGCCCCUUAUUCAUUUUCCUCAUGGCUGCGCAGAUGUGUAUGUACUACAUGAUGCGCAACCGGCUUCCAAGUUUACAACGGCCACCGGCGCUCAAAGAGACAGAAGAGGCGACAGUUGGUAUGCUGCAGUUAAUCAUGGACCCGGAUGUACGCAAUCCAAUUGUUGCUUUGUUUCUGGCUCUGGCCUUCAUUGCAGCACUGGGCUCCACGGCCUUUGAGUACAUGGUCCGCUUGGGGUAUGACCAGACAAAGCAGAACCUGACGUGGCUGUUGACUUCCGUUCCUGCUAUCCUCUUUGCGUAUCUCGUUCCAAUGCUUCGGUCACUAUUGGAAGGGCACACUUUGCAGAUCGUGGCGAUGUUUCUUUGUGGCGGCAGCGCUUUGCUAAGUUUCCCUUCAGACUACAUCUCCCCUCACACGCUCGCUCUCACACUGCUUGGUGCGAGUGUCGCAGCUGGAAUUGUGGAUGGAAAUACGCCAGCGAUGUUGGCAGAUCGGAGUCAGGAGAAGUACGGCGGGACGGGUCAGGUAUUCGUCCUUUCCAAUGUUGCGGACCAAGCCGCCUUCAUCCUUGGUCCGGCAGCGGGCAGCAUCAUCUGCCAGCACGUCAGUUUUGGAUUGAUGUGCCAAAGCUUUGGCGGCUGCAUGCUGCUCUAUGCCUUUCUUUUGACCGUGUCCACAUAUAUGGAGCACGAGGUCGAGCCCUCGAAAUUUGGGAAGCACUCCAGCAGCGGCAAGCAUGUGUGGAAAGACUGGGGCGCCGCAACACGGUGCUUGCAACACAGAGGGGACGUGAAGGAUGGCAUCGGCUGCAUGGGCAUUCCUAUCCACUUGUCACAAGCUUUCCGCUACCAAGCACCGGGCAUGCCAUACUCCGAGGGAGCCAUCUAUGGACGCUUUGACCACCCAACGAGGCGGAAGCUGGAGCAGUGCCACCAGUCCUUGGAGAUGACAUCUCAGGCUUUGGCCUUCAGCACCUACGAGGCCGCAGUGGCAGGUGUUUUGGCCUUACUGAGAUCGGGCGACCGGAUGCUCGUCCUGGGGUUGCGGGAGAAAAACCGACUGCGCUUCUUUGAGCAGACGCUUGGGAAGCGAUCCUGUCAGCUCCAGGAGGUCGCGUGCCCGGCAGGCCUGUCCUCGGCCGAUCGUGGCGACUUGCUUUCGGGCGCCAAGCUCUGUUGGCUCGAUCCGGGGAUCUGUGCUGGACGUGACCAGAUUGAGAUCAUGGCCUGGAGCAGGGCCUGCAGACGGGCUGGUGUUCUGCUAAUCGUGGAUGGGUCUUUAUGCCCACCAACCUCCCAGCUCCUUCUGCAAGGUGCUUCCGUGGCUCUUUAUCCUUGCGAUGCCUUCAUCAGCGGCCGCACUGAUGUGCAGACUUGCAUUCUUGCUACAAAUGAUCAGAGUGCUUACAAGCGCUUGCACUACUUUCGACAGACCAUGGGAAGCACACCGAGCCCUUUCGAGUGCUACCUCGGCUUCCGAGGGUUUUUAAACCUCGGAGCCCGCGUUAGCCGACAGGCAAACACCACCCAGUACUUGGUAGCACAGCUUCGGAGCGAUGGGCAGGUGGCGCAGGUGGUGCAGGUGGCGGAGACAGGCUUUCAGUUGAGGACUACGCCGAGCGAAGCUACGAGCCAGGCCUCUGCAGCUUUGGACGGCCUCUCCAGGCUCACGCUCAUCUGCUCACACGCGCCACAUUCAACACAUGCCAAGUUCGCCUGGCCAGACAUCUCUCCAGAGGAGCAUUUGGUCUGGAACGGUUCCAGCUUGCCUUGGACGGCUUUGCGAACUCACGCUUGGGUGGUACCAGGAGAACCAGGAGAGCUGCUGGUCCAAGUCCAGGUUGGCUUAGAGAAUCCCGGCGACUUGCUGCGGGACAUCUCCCAUGCCUUUACAGUGGUUACGGAGGCUGGUUAUCCAGCGAAGGGACUGCUGCCUCUUGAAGGCUUCACCAGUCGCUUGCUCAAGAUUGCGUGUGAUCCUCCGGAUCCAGAUGCGCCAAGCGCAUGCCGUCGAUAUCCCCAGUUCGAAAAGAGCAUCUUGGAGAAGUUAAUGGCAGAGGCUCACAACGCAAAGUUUGCCGUUGCCUUUGCGAGUGGAUCCGCCACUUACCACGCUCUCCUGGAUCGGCUUUCUCCUGGUGAUCACGUGAUUGCCAGCAACAGGCUCUACGUAGGUGCCUUCGAGGCCUUCCGAGAUAUUGCUGCUGACGCCUACGGCCUGGACUUUACUUUCUUGGACCUGGACGAUGUAGACGCCAUCGUCGCUGCCAUGCGACCAGAGACGCGGCUCCUGUGGGUGGAGUCCGCAUCGAAUCCCUUAGGACACCCUGCAGACGUGUCUCGUCUGGGCGAGCUUUGCCGGCACUAUCGCCAAGGACACCCUGGCCAGCAACUGCAUCUGGUGGUGGACAACACAUGGUGUGGACCGUAUAUGCUGCAGCCUCUCUUGCAGGGUGCUGACCUGGUGAUCGAGUCUCUGACGAAGACCAUCGGCGGCCAUUCUGACCUCAUGCUUGGUGCUAUUUGCACCGACUCCAUUGAGAUUCAUGGUCAGCUCGUGGAGGCCCAGGCGCGCCUUGGUAGUGGACCAGCACGAUUGGACUGUGAUCUGGCAAUUUCCAGCCUUUUCACCUACGAAGCACGAAUGGAUGUUAUGGUCGCCAGCGCUCGCAAAGUCGCUUCCGCACUGGAUGCUGAUUCCAGAGUCAGCAAGGUUCAUUUCUUGGGAUUCCAAGGGACAGCUGAGAUGAAAGCUCAUCCCGGCAACAUGAUUGCCUUCUACGUCAAUGCCCAGAAGGACGACGUCAUCAAGUUCCUCGAUUGCUUACACUUGAUCAAACUGGUUGGAUCCUUUGGGGAUUGUUGCACUACCAUUGAGGUGCCAUACACGAUGUUCGCCGGGACAGGAGCCGACUUGAAGGCGGGCAUUGCCGAUAACCUGCUGCGCCUAUCAAUCGGCUUGGAGGACACUCAGGACAUUAUUUUUGACAUCUUGAAUGCUCUGAGCGUUGCGCUGUGA
Molecule: messenger RNA, 3765 nt
Organism: Symbiodinium natans
Lineage: Eukaryota; Dinophyceae; Suessiales; Symbiodiniaceae
Source: the annotation of a GenBank genome assembly